AUGCCCCUCCUUUUUACUGUCAUUUGGAUUGCAGAAAAUGGUGUCUUUAGGAGUGCCCAAGCGUACCAAGAUUAUAUGAUGCAGCUGCCAAUCCCAACCAAACGUGGUGCUAUCAUUCCAUUUACCUCGUGGAGUGGAUUUGGUGAUUCUACGAAACAACUAUACAAUCAGCCUCUGCAUUACCUCACAAAUGUCUACCUGAAGCAGCUGGAUCGAAACAGGAUUGGUGCUGAUGAUGCGAACGAAAGACUUGAUACUAUUAUUCAUCCAGCCAAAGCUGAAGUUUUCCUCUGGAUGACGGAACAAACUCACAGGCUCACUACUUCUCCACAUCAGCUGGCUACACUCUGGCAAAAAGACCCCAUGUACAAGGCUGAUAUCGAUGCCUGUGCCCCUCUCUCUACUAAUCCAAUUUAG
Messenger RNA from Daucus carota subsp. sativus, 417 nucleotides. Its product is annotated as protein RDM1-like. The record is from RefSeq and is a predicted model, not a curated record. Lineage: Eukaryota; Viridiplantae; Streptophyta; Magnoliopsida; Apiales; Apiaceae. Bases 1 to 417 code for a protein of 138 amino acids. The transcript has a single exon. Gene Ontology annotation, cellular component: nucleus.